AUGGCAAGCUCUUGCAGCUCUGCAGCUGAUAGGACAUUUGGGCCGCCAAUUCAUGGCUGCUCCUACUUGGACUUUACCCUACUCUUUGAGCAGGUGAUAUUUGGUAUAGUCCUAUCGGCAUGUUUUCUCCCAGCCGUAGCCUGGAGGAUACUGCAGCUCCUUGGGCAAUCCAGGAAGAUCACAUCGGAAUCAAAUCAGCAUGCCAAGGUCUCUAUCUGUGUGAAGAUCAUUCUGUGCCUCGCUUUAAUCUGCAACCAAAUUAUUUUAUUGAUGCUCUGGGCAGUGUCUCCUCAGUAUCGCAAUAAAUUCACCAUCGCAUCGGCCUCCCUAUCAUUGGUAUGCUCCCUCAGCAUACCGAUCCUGUCAUGGAAGGAGCACGUACGAUCGGUUUCGCCUUCCAAUCUGCUUUGUUCUUAUCUUCUACUUAGCACAUUGCUUGAUGGUGUACAGGCCCGGACAUUAUGGCUACGAUUUCCUCCUACUAUCGCGGGAACAUGUACUGCAGGCCUGGGUGUUCGUUUCUUGUUGCUCAUAGCAGAGUCACAAGAGAAAAAGAAAUAUCUGAAGCCUCAAUUCGUUUUUUAUUCUCCAGAAAAGUUAGGGGGAAUGGUGAAUCGUGUCAUUUUCUGGUGGCUAAAUCCCUUGCUGGCCCGCGGGGCCCGCGGGGUGUUGAAUGGCAGCCAUCUUUUCCCUAUUGAUUCCAACCUCUCGGCUGAAGCAGUGCAGGCCAAGUUUGAGUCAAAAUGGUUGUCUGCUCUGAAGGAUCGCCAUGGAGGCCAACACAAGUUACUGCUGACAACAUUGUCUUGCGUUCGACGGACUUUGAUGUGGGCAGCAAUCCCCCGAAUUGGUCUCAUAGGUCUCAAAAUAGCGCAGCCGUUAUUUCUUAAUUGUGUCAUUCAAUAUCUCUCUGCUUCAACUAAGGACAAUGCUGUUGGAGGGGCGCUUGUUGGAGCUACAGUCUUGAUCUAUUUGGGAACGGCAGCCACGACGUCGCUAUAUAUGCAUGGGCUAAACCGUGCCAUCACUAUUGUUCGAAGCCUUUUGAUUACUGCCCUCUACGAGAAGAUACAACGACUGGACACUGUUACGGUAAAUAAUUCAGCUGCGCUAACGUUGAUGAGCACCGACACAGAAACCAUCUGCAACAGCUUGAUGCGAUUAGACGCCCUGUUCGCUUCGCCUAUCGAAGUCGGCCUUGCCAUAUUCUUCCUUGCACGACAAGUCAGUUGGGCAUGCUUAGCAUCGGUUGGAUGUGCCUUGGCAGCCGUGUCCCUCAGUUAUGUUGUAGCUGCCCGGUCACCUCCACGCCAGAAAAUAUGGAAUCAGGCUGUCCAGGAGCGUAUUGCAAUCACUGCAUCUGUUUUCAAUUCGAUUAGAAGCAUCAAGUUGCUCGGUGUUUCUACUUUUGUAGCACGGCGAAUAUGUGACCUCCGCAACGCCGAGCUUGAACGCGCUCGGGGGGCCCGCAUGCUCAUAAUGUGGAGAAAUGUUGUUGCAAAUAUACCACAGAUUGCCGGGCCUAUUUUAACAUUUACGAUUUUCACAAUGAUCUCCGGAAGUGGUGUGGUCACUUCAGCAAACUCUUUUACCGUCCUCUCCCUGAUUGCUUUAGUCACUCAGCCUAUCCAAGUCUUUGUUCAUGGAAUCACCCAGAUGGGAGUUGCUCUUGGUUGCUUCAAGCGAAUUCAGGACUAUCUUAAUUUGCCCGAAGUUGCGGCCGGUCAGAUCUCUUACCCCAGUGACAAGCAUCAGGUACCAAUCAAAGCGCUCUCACCGAGCGUGCUUGAGCUAGAAGCCCUCCCCUUGAAUGGCAAAUGUCUAUCAGUACACAAUGCCGCUUUCAAAUAUGCGGACUCCACCACACCGAUUUUGACGAACGUGAACGUCGAGAUACACUCCUCUACGCUGGCAAUCGUCACAGGGGCUACCGGCUCUGGAAAGUCUUCGCUCCUCAAAAGCCUCAUAGGAGCGGUACCCUGCGUCGCUGGUUCUUACUCUAAGUCAGUGGCAAUAGCUUACUGCGCACAAGAGCCCUGGUUGCCAAGUGUCUCUGUUAGGGAAUGCGUGACUGGUCCUUCCUAUUUUGACGAGAAAUGGUAUACCACUGUUCUCCAUGCAUGUGCACUCGACGAAGACAUAUCUGCUUUUUCCGAAGGAGACAGGACUUAUGUUGGCUCUGGUGGUACUUCACUAAGUGGUGGGCAGAAGCAGCGCUUGGCAAUGGCGCGGGCCAUAUACUCGCGCAGAAAGCUCCUAAUCCUCGACGACGUACUCAGUGCAUUAGACGUUAUCACAGCCAAGAAGGUUUUUGAUCGCGCUUUUGGUCCUAAAGGAUUAUGCAAAGCCCACAAUGCCGCGGUUAUUCUUGCUUGCAGUGAUCCUGAACGCAUUACCUCACCUGAUACGAUCAUAAACCUUCACGAUGGCACAACCACAUCAGGAUCCCCAUCUGAAGAGCUUCUAGACAAGAUUAUCUCUAUACCCAAUGAGAGCGAAGUCAAUUCUACCGAAGAACGAAGUCCAGUAACCACAGCGACAGAGAAAAAACUGAUAGAGUCCCGUCAGGACCUACCACGCCGACUCGUCGUGCAGGUAUUCGGAUCGAAAUUCCCUACUCUAUGGCUCCAAUACUGGUCAGACCAUGACUUCAACUACUCCCUCGGUGUUUACCUUGGGGUAUACGGGAUUUGUGCUUUCAUCCAGCUAAUUGGCACCAUGCUCAGCAUCACAUUCCUCAUCAUCUUCCUCGUCGCAAAGAGCUCUCGCCGCUUACACAGACAGCUCCUAACGGCUACCUUGAACGCUCCCUACCCAUUCUUCGCCGCGCACGACAGUGGUACUAUCCUGAACAGAUUCAGCCGGGACCUUUCCCAAAUCGACAACCAACUAUCGGGCGCACUUCUCAUGACCGUCUUCGGCGCUGGAACGCUAAUCGCCGAAGUUAUGCUCAUCGCCGCAGGAAACAAAUACAUCGCUAUCACGGUGCCCUUCGUCAUCACUGUUUUCUACGCUCUGCAGAACUUUUACCUGCGGACUUCACGUCAGCUACGGCUCUUGGAACUCGAAGCACAGAGCCCGCUCUACACACACUUCCUUGAGACGGCCUCGGGCACGGACACUAUCCGUGCAUUUGGCUGGCAAGCCGCAUGGGCGGCGCAGUGUCGACAAUUGGUUGACACAGCCAUCCAACCGUAUUAUACAAUGUUCUGUAUCCAGCGUUGGCUAAACCUCGUCCUCGAUCUUAUGGCAGCUGGUCUGGCGAUAAUUGUUGUCACCGUGGCGGUUACCUUAGGUUCAUCGGUGCAUACUGGUGCGAUUGCAGUUUCUUUGCUGAAUAUCUUGGGGUUCAGUAGCAGCUUAUCGUAUCUGAUUACUUCGUGGACUCAACUGGAGACAACUCUUGGCGCGAUCGCCCGCGUCAAGAGCUAUGAAGAGACUGUCCCGAGGGAAGAUGCCCAAAAUAGUGAGCUUACACAACAGCCUGCGGAAGACUGGCCGUCUCGCGGGUCGAUCAGGCUCGAUCAUAUCUACGCAAGCUACGACGCCCACCAGAGUCCUCAUCAAUGCAUCCUGCGCGAUAUUACUCUUUCGAUCCACGCCGGAGAAAAGAUAGCAGUCUGCGGUAGAAGUGGAAGCGGUAAAAGCUCGCUCAUUCUCCUCCUGCUCAAGCUUCUUGAACCCGUCGCGGGCUCUGUACUUAUUGACGACUUGAAUCUGCGCGAGAUUCCCUGCGAUGUUCUACGAGCCCGCCUUACUGUUAUUCCUCAAGACCCACUCAUCCUCCCAGGAACACUACGAUUCAACCUCGAUCCAAGCGGAGAGCAAUUCUCUGACGAUGCAAUACUCUCAGCUCUGGCAACUGUAGGUCUAGGGAUGGAUUCAAGUACAGGGCAGCCUUAUUCGCUAGACCUUGAAAUAAGUACAUCGACUUUCUCACGCGGCCAAUUCCAGCUGUUAAGUCUAGCAAGAGCGCUACUUCGGCAGAGAGAAACGAACAUCCUUGUUCUGGAUGAGAUCAGUGGGAAUGUUGAUGUCACUACAGAGCGGUUGAUGUUCCAGAUUAUCAGAGAGUAUUUUGCACAUGCGACUGUCAUUGCAGUGACACAUCGAUUGAGAUGCAUCCUGGAUUUUGAUCAAGUCGUGAUCAUGCAAAAUGGCUGUGUUGUCGAGACUGGGAAUCCCGGGGAGUUGCUUGUUGAGCGGAGUUUGUUCAAGCAAUUGUGGGAUGAGCAGUGAGUAUUUCGUGGAUUUAGGA
Aspergillus vadensis CBS 113365 is the source of this 4258-nucleotide messenger RNA. Its product is annotated as P-loop containing nucleoside triphosphate hydrolase protein. The transcript has 5 exons. The coding region runs from base 1 to 4239 and encodes 1412 amino acids. Gene Ontology annotation, cellular component: membrane. Gene Ontology annotation, molecular function: ABC-type transporter activity; ATP hydrolysis activity; ATP binding. NCBI's taxonomy places the organism in Eukaryota, Fungi, Ascomycota, Eurotiomycetes, Eurotiales, Aspergillaceae. The record is from RefSeq and is a predicted model, not a curated record. Gene Ontology annotation, biological process: transmembrane transport.